This is a messenger RNA of Bradysia coprophila, 2114 nucleotides long. RefSeq names its product 1-acyl-sn-glycerol-3-phosphate acyltransferase gamma-like. The record is from RefSeq and is a predicted model, not a curated record. NCBI's taxonomy places the organism in Eukaryota, Metazoa, Arthropoda, Insecta, Diptera, Sciaridae. Gene Ontology annotation, cellular component: endomembrane system. Gene Ontology annotation, molecular function: 1-acylglycerol-3-phosphate O-acyltransferase activity.
GUGGCGAUGAUGAACCGAUGGAACUGUCAUUUUAGCGAUCAGUAUGUGUGCCUUUAUGGGUCGGAAUAGUUUAUAGUUGUUGCGCAAAAAGAUGGAAAAGUUUUGUUUUUCUACAAAUAAAAGGAAUCCAAAGUAAAGACAAAAUAGUGUAAAUUAAAAAGAAAUUUUGGUUUGUACAUCAUUUAACUCUACAACUACCAUGGUCUCGAAUAUAAAAGAAUCGAAAUUUGUGCAUUUAUGCUUCGCUAUUUCAUUUUUCACAUCCGGACUGAUUAUAAAUGCCAUUCAAUGCAUAUUAUACUAUGGACUGAAACCAUUCAAUAAAAGGCUCUACCGAUCAAUAGGAUAUUAUUUGUGCUAUUCCUUCUACAGCCAAAUAGUUUUCAUCGCCGACUGGUGGUCCAGUUCAAAGUUGUAUAUUUACAUCGACGAUGAAAUCAUGCAGAAAUACGUCGGAAAAGAGCACGUUCUGUUAAUGAUGAAUCAUUCCUAUGAAAUUGAUUGGCUAAUCGGUUGGAUGUUCUGUGAGAAGUCCGGAGUGCUUGGAAACUGCAAAGCUUAUGCCAAGAAGGUUAUUCAAUAUAUUCCGGCUGUGGGAUGGUCGUGGAAAUUUGCUGAAUUUGUUUUUCUGGAACGAUCGUACGACAAAGACAAGGAAAUUAUUGGUCGCCAAAUCAAUGAGAUAUUUGACUAUCCCGAUCCGGUGUGGCUACUUUUAAAUGCCGAAGGUACUCGAUUCACCCAAAGCAAGCAUGAAGCAUCCAUCAAAUUCGCCAGAGACCGUGGCAUGCCCGAAUUGAAACAUCAUCUCAUACCACGAUCGAAAGGAUUCACGGCCAGCCUGCCGUAUUUGAAAAACAAAUGCCCCGGUUUGUAUGACAUCCAAUUGGCAUUCAAGGCCGACGAUAAAUAUGAACCGACCGUUGCUAAUUUAUUGCACGGACGUCCGGUGAAUGGUUACAUGCAUGUUCGUCGCAUCGACAUGAAAACGAUACCGGACGGUGAAGAGGAAGCGUCCGAAUGGCUACAGAAUCUGUUCAGAGAAAAGGAUGAGCUACAGGAGAGUUUCCACAAGCAUGGUGACUUCUUUACGGGCAGUCGAUUCAAGAAAGUUGAACCGGUGUUGCAGAAGCCCAGUUUAGCUACACUUUUAAAUACAGUCAUUUGGAGCAUAGUCACACUAACGCCAAUGUUAUAUUACUUGGUACGAUUACUAUUUAGCGGUGAAUUGCUGUACUUUAGCAUUGGUGUGGCAAUUAUUACCAUUUUUUAUCUACUUAUGUCAAAAACGAUUGGUAUGUCAAAGAUUGCCAAAGGAUCGUCGUAUGGUGCUGUACAAAAUGGAAAAUCAAAGUCCGAAUAAACGAGCUUAUUGUAAACGAACAAAUUUAUGAAAAACAAAGAAACUAAUACACAACAACAUCUACAAAAAAACAACUACAAAGAAAUGAAAAUGAAAUGAAAUACUCCUUCCUCACCCACAACAUACGACCACUCGAUAUUUACCUCAAAAAAAAUACAAUUUUAUUGUAACCAAUAUGUCGACAUAGCACAAAGAAAAACUUUUAGUUUCGAAGGUUUCUAUUUUUUGAAGAAAAAGAAAGCAACAAAAAAAACAAACAAAAAACAAGAAGAAGAAGAAGAACUUUGAUUUUUAAAAGUAAGUUGAAAAAUUUCUAUAAAAAAAUAUGAAAAGAAAAUGAAGAAGAAAAACUCUAACUCUGUUUAGCGAUAUAUCUAAAUAAUUCCGGUGUGUGUAAUGUAUGUGUAGUAGUCGAAAGCAUUUUUUCCCUUUCCUUUUCUUUAUUUUUCGUUGUAUUUCUAUCGUUUAACCAGAGCUUCCCGUGCACCAGUUUUCUCAAGCAAAAAUGUACACCAAAAAAUCUAUAUAAAUGUAAACUUUACGCGCAAAACGUAGCCGGUAAGUUAAUUGAACUAAGUUACAAUUUACUAAAGACAACAAAAAAAAAUCGUUUCCGUCAUUGAUGGGCUAAACAGAAACGCCUCUUAGACGAUAAGUUUUUGUUAUAAAAUUUUCUCUUUUUUUCUAUCGUUUCCUUAGUUAAAUUGAAUUAUGGAAUUUGUUAAAUUUAAUAAAAAUUGGAUUCACAUCA